UUAUUAUUAUUAUUAUUAUUAUUGUUGUAUUUGUAGGUGAAAAUGAAUUAGGGCUUUGUACUCGUAUCUUCUUUGAUCCAGCAGAUGAGGAUGAAAAGGAUCCAGGUGUUUUUAUUACUGAAAUUGCUGAAGGGGGUGCAGCCCACAAACUUGGAUGUAUCCAUUUAUUUGACCAGAUUAUUAAAAUAGGUGAAACCAAUCUAAUUGGAUUAGAUGAAGAAGAAAUCUUCUCUACUUUUAAAAAAAUGGAAAAUUGUGUUUUCCGGAUUGAAAUUGGACGAGAGCCACCUGAAGUCAAGACAGAACUCAUCAUACUCCUUGAAUUGUCAGAGGAAAGGAAGAAAUUUUUUACAGAUUCAGUCAUAGUUCAGGAAAAAGUUGGAGAUAUCAAAAUUGUGAAAGGAAAAGCAAGAAAUUCUAAAACUCCGAAAAUAUCAUGGCUCUGGAUCACCUGAGAACUGGAAUUAAAAAAUGAAGAGAUGGAAUUGAAAAGAAUAAUAGAAGAAGAAGGUCAGAAAUAUAAAAAAGACCUCAAGGAAAUUGAUGAAAGGACUAACAACUUGAUAGAGAAACUUAAAAAAUAUGUGAACAUAUCUGAAGUGAAUAUCGGAAAUCAGCCUGAGGAGACAGUAAAAGAAGAUAUAACAACAGGGCAAUUAUUGGCCGCAGAGGAUAUCAGUUUAGAUAUCACAAUUAAAAAAGAACCAGUAGAAGAAUUAGUAGAAGAGGAGAUCAGCAGUGGCAAACCUGCAAUGGGAAAAGCUAUAAUGCAGUUUUCCUGGUUUUGCAAUGUCCAAGGAUACAAUUGGAGGAACUUCUUUUGUUUUAAAAAACAUGAUAAACAAGUAAAGAAUGUGCGCAAGCAGGAAGAAACUGACCUAAAGCUGCUGGUGUCUGACUGGACAGAAACUCAAGUUGGCCAUUGGUUAAAGAGUAUUGGAAUGAAAAAAUAUAUCCUGAAAUUUGAUUAUAAAAGAAUAAGAGGUCAAGAACUUCUUGAAUUAGACAAUGAUGCAUUAAAAUGCAUUGGCAUCACUAAGAAGAGAGAUCGCAAGAAAAUCCUUAAGGGAAUUAAGAAAAUUCAACAGACAGAAAAAAAUUAAUACAAUCUAACAAUUAAAUAUAUCAAAAAGAUAAUUCUGGAAGAUACAGCAAAAAUGAGAAAAAUAUAAUUACAUGAUAUUUACCUUUACUCUACUACUUCAACAUAUUAUUGAAACCUUCUGAUUCUUCUGCCAUGAAUCUAGCACACAUUUACUGAGGAGCAGUGAUGGAUGGAAUGACCAUAUAAGCCAAGAGAUUUUGGUGGACCACUGAUCAAGGUGUUCCAAAGAUGAUCAUUCAUUCACUCAUUUCUGCCUUAGCCUGAGAAAGAGCAUCCUGUUUGUUGCACUCUGGAUUCCUUUUUUAUCUUUGGACCUAGGCUUUUCAGCCUUUGUCUACCAAUUCUUAUGUUGUGUAUACCUUAGAGAAUAAUUACCAUGAUGUAUAUCCCCAAUUAAUUCACUAUGCAAUUUUGAAAAUAAAAACUCUGUCUGCUCUUUGAUGCCUACCUUCCAUUAGGAGAGAAAGUUGAUUUACCCCAAUCCACAUAGAAUUGGGUCAGAAAAAAGAAUAUCAACGUUUGUUGCCCAAAUAACAAAAAUCAAUCAGUAGAAUUAUAAUCAUAGAAAAAGAAAAAAAGAGCUGCAAUCUCA
Monodelphis domestica (gray short-tailed opossum) is the source of this 1697-nucleotide messenger RNA. Its product is annotated as neurabin-2-like. The record is from RefSeq and is a predicted model, not a curated record. NCBI's taxonomy places the organism in Eukaryota, Metazoa, Chordata, Mammalia, Didelphimorphia, Didelphidae. Gene Ontology annotation, molecular function: protein binding.